Molecule: messenger RNA, 2089 nt
Organism: Perca fluviatilis (European perch)
Lineage: Eukaryota; Metazoa; Chordata; Actinopteri; Perciformes; Percidae
Product: acetylcholinesterase-like
Exons: 10
Coding region: 76-1857 (593 amino acids)
Biological process (GO): choline metabolic process; acetylcholine catabolic process
Cellular component (GO): plasma membrane
Molecular function (GO): acetylcholinesterase activity
Source: RefSeq, a predicted model, not a curated record
CACGCCUUCUCCCCCCCCCCCCCAUCAAUGCUUCACUCCAGCGAAACACAAACUGCUAACUGACAAGGAUUUUCCAUGGCAACAGUAUCUCUGUGCAAUGGCUUCACCCUUCUUCUUCUGUUACCUAAUUUCCUGACUGUAUCAUCCGCCACCCAAGAUGACCUUGUAAUCAACACCAGGCAUGGAAAAGUUCAAGGGAAGUUGCUUCCAGUGAUGGGUGGUGAUGUUAGAGCAUUUUUGGGAAUUCCUUAUGGUAAACCUCCUCUGGGUAAACUGAGAUUCAGAGCACCAGAGCCAGUAGAGAGAUGGGAAGGGGUGAGGGAUGCCACCAAAUUCCCAAAUUCCUGCUACCAGUUGCCGGAUACAGCCUUUCCAGGGUUCAAAGGUGCAGAAAUGUGGAACCCAAACACUCCUGUGAGUGAGGACUGUCUGUACCUAAACGUCUGGUCCCCAUUUUUCAACAAAACCCAGCCUAUGCCCCCACAACUUGCUCCUGUCCUUGUCUGGAUCUACGGAGGCGGGUUCACUCUAGGAACAUCCUCUCUGGACAUUUAUGAUGGUCGCUUCUUGAGUAAAUCUGAAAGUGUUGUUGUGGUAUCAAUGAAUUACAGACUUGGAGCUUUUGGUUUCCUGUCUUUUCCUGACAGCAAGAACAUCCAGAGCAAUGUAGGCCUGCUGGACCAGCGCUUGGCCCUCCACUGGGUAGCCAACAAUAUAGCUGCAUUUGGAGGUGAUUCUGCAAAGGUGACUCUGUUUGGGGAGAGCGCUGGUUCAGCAUCUGUGGGCUUUCACCUGCUCUCCCCAGGCAGCCAUGGUCUUUUUCAAAGGGCUGUGAUGCAAAGUGGCUCUCCUAAUGCACCCUGGGCCACAAUCAGCCAGACUGAGACCUGGCGCAGAUCCAUGAAGCUGGUGAUGUUACUGGGGUGUCCCACGUCUCCUCCAGCUGAUAUGGAAGCUUGUCUGCAGCACGCUGAUCCUUUGAAAAUCUCUAUGAAGCAAUAUGACGUUUUAAUACAGCCUACAAUCUUUGCGACACCCUUUGUCCCUCAUGUUGAUGGGGACUUCAUAUCAGAUAAAGUCGAAGUGUUGCUUAGUACCGGUACCCUCCCAAAGACAGAGGUCAUGUUUGGCCUAAACAGGGAUGAAGGGACCUACUUCCUAGUUUAUGGAAUGCCUGGAUUUAACAUCACCGGUCAAAGCCUCAUCACCAGGAAUGAGUUUCUGAAAGGAGUGGCGAUUUCAAUGGCCCAUGCAAGUGAUGUCACAAGAGAUGCGGCCAUUUUCCAGUACACUGACUGGACAGAUGAGAAUAACAGGAUGAAAAAUCGCGACUCGCUGGGAAGUCUGGUUGGAGACCAACAGUUUGUUUGUCCUGUGCUAGAGUUUGCUAACAGGUACUCACAACGUGGUGGUAAGGCUUUCCUUUAUUUAUUUGACCACCGGUCUUCCGUCAAUCCUUGGCCAGAAUGGAUGGGUGUUAUGCACGGCUACGAAAUAGAAUUUGUCUUCGGAAUGCCUCUGAAUGUAUCCCUGGGAUACACGAAGAAUGAAGUAAACAUGACCAAGAAGUUUAUAAAACACUGGGCCAACUUUGCCCGGAAAGGUAAUCCAAGCAUUGAUGGAGCUAACUGGCCCGUGUUCACCCCUGAACAGCAAGCGUAUGUCACUCUGAACUACAACCAUCCAGAACAAAAGAGGAUGAUGAGAGCUAACAAGUGUCACCUCUGGAACAAAUUAAUGCCCAAAAUACAAAAAGUAUCAGAUGAUCUUCGGUCUUGUGUUAAAGCAAAUGGGCUCAUACUCCACUGUAAUUACACCUUCCUCCUCAUUCUGUUGGUUAUAACUUUAACCUAUUGAUAGAGUGAUGAGACCUAUGUUUUAUACAGCCAUAUACAACAGUUUAAAUUAAAUAUAGUGGUUUGGUCUUUACGGUUAUUUAAAACAUUUUGUGAUUGGCCUACUGAAUUGUAUAGUUAAAGAAAUUGUGUUUUAUUUAUGGAGUGUGUGGUUUAGGUAAACGCUCCUGUUUUUUUGGAACUGUACAAUAACGAGCAUUCACGAUUGCUUCAUAAAGCCACUGUAUGCAGCU